Messenger RNA from Zingiber officinale, 997 nucleotides. RefSeq names its product protodermal factor 1-like. Bases 61 to 723 code for a protein of 220 amino acids. NCBI's taxonomy places the organism in Eukaryota, Viridiplantae, Streptophyta, Magnoliopsida, Zingiberales, Zingiberaceae. The record is from RefSeq and is a predicted model, not a curated record. The transcript has 3 exons.
UCACCACCUUCUGCUUCUUCUUCUUCUUCUUCUCCUCUGUUGUUAUCGAAUUGGUGGAGCAUGGAGUGGAAGGGCUUCCUGGUUUGCUUUCUUGUACUGGAGUUGGCUUCUCAGAAUGUGGCCAUGAGUCGGAGUCUGCCGGAGCAGGAGUUCGCCGAGCAGAAGAACUACUAUCCUCCCUCAACGGGGGGCUCUCCAUCUCACUCCGGAAGCUCCCACGGCACUGCGACGCCAUCGCAUGGUGCGCCGAGCACUCCCAGCGGCGGCGGCGGCGGCUAUUACCACUCGCCUCCGAGCAGUACUGGAGGAGGCAGUAGUCCGGCCGUCAACCCCUCGCCUUCCACGCCGGCGUUUGACCCGCAUAACUCUCCCUUCUUCACCGGCACAUGCAAGUACUGGGGGUCUCACCCCGAAGUCAUAACCGCCGUCGUGGGUUCAUGGGGCAGCAUCGGCGACCUCUUCGGCCACAGCUGCGCCGCCAUCUUCGGCAGCAACCCCAGCCUCCCGGCGGCCCUGACGAACACGAGGCAGGACGGGUACGGCGCGCUCUUCCGCGAGGGCACCGCCUCCUUCCUCAACUCCAUGACCAACAGCAAGUUCCCCUACUCCACGCCCCAGGUCAAGUCCGCCUUCGCCGGCGCGAUUGCCUCCGACGGCAUGGCGCAGGCCCAGGCCGACAUCUUCAAGCAAGCCAACGAGGGCAAGAUCAAGGUCUUAAGCUAAUCGUAUCGUCGCCGGCCGGAAUGUCGGUCCAACAUCGUCGGAUUUGUUUGCUUUGCUUUGAAUUUUCUAUUGCAUGCAUGCAUUAAUUACGUUAAGUGAUCAGGUGUUUGCCAAAUCAUGAAUAGCUAGCGCGUGAGAAUCGGUGGUGGUGGUCGUUAUAUAUCUAUAUUUGAUGAGUUGAAUUAAUGUCGUUAAAUUAAAUGUGGUGAGGUGGUGAAGGUUGAAGGGUUGUUGGAAGGUGUUAAAAAAAUUUUAUAUACUUUCAGUUAAACUA